Molecule: messenger RNA, 1197 nt
Organism: Colletotrichum karsti
Lineage: Eukaryota; Fungi; Ascomycota; Sordariomycetes; Glomerellales; Glomerellaceae
Exons: 1
Coding region: 1-1197 (398 amino acids)
Molecular function (GO): 5-methyltetrahydropteroyltriglutamate-homocysteine S-methyltransferase activity; zinc ion binding
Source: RefSeq, a predicted model, not a curated record
AUGGCCCCUCGUUUCCGUGCCGACCAAGUGGGCUCUCUCAUUCGGCCCUCUUCUCUACUGAAAGAGCUCGACUCUCUGGGUUUCUAUUCCGACAAGCUGUCCAAGGGUCAAGCCGCAGUGACAUCCGAUGCCAUUGCCUGCGCGACCAAGAAACAGCUUGACCUCUCGAUCCGGCCCAUUACUUCCGGUGAAUAUGAACGCACCAUUUUCUUCGGCGGUUUCUUCGAGAACCUCCAGGGCAUGGAGGUUCGCUCAGAUCUUCGGAUCCCGCAUGAUUUUCGUCCAGGCCUUCCCAACAUCACCGGUCUAUCCAAAAUGGGCCUCAACCACUUCGCCGCCGUCAUCGCCACUGGGAAGAUCAGGCAUGUCACCUCAGCUUACCUACCUGCUUGGGAGAUGAUCAAGAACGCCGUGCCUCAGGAGCACUGGAAGGAUUGCAAGAUGGCAAUCCCAUCCAUAUCCUGGCAGCACAUGUAUCUGGCCAAGGGGACGGCCUAUUCUCCAGGAGUUUACGCCUCGGACCGAGAGUACUUUCUCGACCUAGCUUCCGCCUAUCAUGCCGAGCUCAAAACCCUGUACGACGCAGGUCUAAGAUCGGUUCAGAUCGAUGACCCCAACUUGACCUUCUUCAUCGUUGAAGAGUUUCGAGAGGGUCUGCGGGGCGAUGGCAUUGACCCUGACAGCCUGCUGGAGCUUUACAUCUGGGCGCAUAACGAAGCCCUCAAGGGUCUUCCCGCCGACUUGCACGUUGGCGUUCACCUCUGCCGUGGAAACAUGCCCGACGGACCCUCAUUUGCUGAAGGGUCAUACGAGAAGAUUGCCAGCCAGGUGUUCCCCAAGCUGAACUACGCCACUUUCUACCUGGAGUUUGACGAUCCUCGCGUGUCUGGUCACUUUGAACCCUUGAGGUUUGUUCCUCGAGGCAAGAACGUGGUCUUGGGUCUUGUAUCGACCAAGUUGUCUGAGUUAGAGGACAAGAGUGCCUUGGUCAAGCGCGUCCAUGAAGCUUCGGAAGCCAUGGCCAAGGGACAGAGCAGAAGCGCGGCUGAGGUUCUUGAGGAUUCGCUUGCCAUAAGUCCCCAAUGUGGCUUUGCCAGCCAUAACACCAACAAAGGUGUGGCUUCGGAGGAGAGAAUGUGGGAGAAACUGGUUCUCGUAAGGGACAUUGCGAGAACUUUGUGGAGUGAUGCCGUCUAG